UAAUCGAGUUUACUAGGUUUGUCAUCGGUUUCAGACGACUAUUUUGUGUGCAAUCCCAAAUCGCGCAUUUUCUAGUGAUUUUCAAAAUUGGGCGUAUAUUAUAGGAAUCGAACAAUUACUACUUAUUUAACAAUUAAAAACUGAAAUAGAUAUAUAUGCUAUAAUCAACUUUCGGUGUAUUUUAAAAUUCACGUUUUCAGUUUUAUCAAUGCAAUGCAGUGGAUGCUGAUGAAUCUUUUUUGAAUAAAUUGUGACUUUUAAUUGUGAAAAAUGGGAAAAUUAUUAAGCCUUUUGGCUCGUGAUGAUUCAAAUUGUUGUUCUUCGCCUCGCUACGACAUCUUCUUAGAUUUUGAAAACGCUGCACCUACGGACACGGAGCGCGAAGUUUAUGAAGAAGUGCAGAGAGUUUUAUUAGAAUCAGAGAAAAUCCUUCAGGAAAUACAGUGUUAUAAAGGUGCGGGGAAAGAGAUAAGAGAGGCUAUAGCAGAUUCUUCAAGGAUAUCACAGGAGCGAGCUUGGCGUGCCGUGAAACCUCUGGUGGACAAACUACUCAGAUGUUACAACCACUCCCUAGAGCUCCAACGGGUAGUGCCUCGAAUACUGGGAUCCCUGGUGGGCGGUUCCAUGAGCCCUACGCAACAUCUCGAACAACAGCAGGCUUUGGUGAAACAAUUCGCUGAAAUAUUAGAAUUCGUCCUCAAAUUUGACGAGUACAAAAUGAAGAUGCCAGCCAUUCAGAACGACUUCAGUUACUACAGAAGAAGCGUAUCUCGUGGUGGUCUUAUCAAUUCAGAUUUACCCCAAGGGGAAGAGCCCCAUAUAAGCGCAGAAGUUGCCAACAGAAUGUCACUGUUUUAUGCGCAGGCCACGCCCAUGCUGAAAGUCCUCUCGGAGGCAACGAGUCAGUUCGUCAACGACAACCAACAGGAUCUCGAGAAUACCACAGAAACUCUUAGCACCAUGGCAAAAGUCUGUUUGAGGAUGUUAGAAAAUCCAAAACUGGUCGCUCAGUUCAGCCGUGAAGAGACAUCACUGCUGGUAUUACGCGUGAUGGUAGGACUCAUAAUCCUAUACGACUGGGUCCACCCUUCAGGCGCCUUUUGUCGUUCCUCCUCCGUAGACGUCAAGGGCUGCGUCAAGUUCCUUCAACAACAGACACCGGCUAAAGCAGAACCACUGCUGAACGCUCUCCGGUACACUACCAAGCAUUUAAACCACCAGUCUACACCAAAGAACAUCAAAUCACUCCUAGCGGCGUGAGGACACCACUCCAGCCUUGCAUGUUGCUGUGGGGAAUGAUUCGACAAUAAUUAUUUGUGGGGAUUUCUCAUCGGCACGCUAUGAUUUGUGGUAUUUUAUUUAAUUUGCUCAUUACAACAUAAUUCGUCGCGACUCAUGAUACUUUAGAAUAGAUUUAUCGUCACAAAAAUUAGAUGUUGUAAUAUACACAAAGCAACGCACAUUCGUAAUUUUGAAACGGACAUUACAGUGUGUAUAUUUGGAAUAUUAAAACAAUAUCAACUUAGUGAUGUAUCAAAGGG
Achroia grisella is the source of this 1541-nucleotide messenger RNA. Its product is annotated as CYFIP-related Rac1 interactor A. Gene Ontology annotation, biological process: regulation of actin filament polymerization. Gene Ontology annotation, molecular function: small GTPase binding. The transcript is spliced from 4 exons. The record is from RefSeq and is a predicted model, not a curated record. The coding region runs from base 271 to 1260 and encodes 329 amino acids. NCBI's taxonomy places the organism in Eukaryota, Metazoa, Arthropoda, Insecta, Lepidoptera, Pyralidae.